Messenger RNA from Arachis duranensis, 873 nucleotides. Its product is annotated as low-temperature-induced 65 kDa protein-like. The coding region runs from base 1 to 840 and encodes 279 amino acids. Gene Ontology annotation, biological process: response to stress; response to abscisic acid. Lineage: Eukaryota; Viridiplantae; Streptophyta; Magnoliopsida; Fabales; Fabaceae. The transcript is spliced from 3 exons. The record is from RefSeq and is a predicted model, not a curated record.
AUGUCGAAACAUGAAGAAAACAUAAGCAGUGAUACACCAUCGAACCAGAGCAGUUACACCGAGAAAAUCUCGUCCGCAACUUUAGCAAUAGCCGAUAAAGCUGUGUCAGCUAAGAACACCGUAGCUUCGAAACUAGGUUAUGGCGACAAAGGUGAGAGCCACGAAGAGACACGAGGAGAGAAUGCUGCUGCUGCUACUUCCACAACAGAAUAUGGGAAGAGAAUAGCACAGUCCUUGACAGAUAAACUUGCACCGGUUUAUGGAAAGGUUGCUGGUGUAGGAAGUGCAGUGAAAUCAAAGGUUCCUGGAACCUCAACUGGGAGUGAAAACGACAAAGGAUGGUCAGUGAAGGACUAUUUUGCAGAGAGGUUGAGGCCUCAAGAUGAAGACAGGGCUCUAUCUAAGGUUAUAUCAGAGACUCUGCAUCAUAAGAGGAACCAAGAGGAGGAAAAUGUGGUUCAUGGGGAAGCAGAGAACCAUGUGAAGAGGGUGGUUUCUGAUGCAGUUCACAUGAGAGGAGAAGAGGAGGGGGAGGAGGAGCAUGAGAGAAGGAAGAAGAUAUCAAUGGGGAAGGUGAGAGAGUCUGAAGAAGUGAAGAGAAGGUUGGGGAGUGGGAAUGAAGAGACAGAGAGGUAUGAAGAGUGUUAUGUGAAUAGUCCUGGGAAGAGUGUGGUUGAUAAGGUUAAGGAUGUGGUUUUUGGUUCUUGGUUCACGAAACCGGAUGAAGAUCAACCGUCAGAAGGUGGGGAACAGUUUUCCAAGAACUCUGGUGCUGUUGCCAUGGAUCAGGGGGUGAACCAGGCUACGGAUGUAAGAGGACUCCAUGAGUCAUAUAAGUGAGAAAUGGUGAAUUAUAUGGUAAAGAUGUAAGUU